UGGAAUGGAAGAAAAUGUACUAUGGGACUAAAUAUGAAAGACCUUAUUAUUGCAAUCAAUUUAUUGUUCUUCGAAAUCCAUAUGGCAUCAUAAAAGCUGAAGAUUGUUUUCCAAUUUUGAUUAACUUUAUGGCCGACAGAUAUUGCAGAAAACCUGCAUCAGACAUGAGCAUUCUUCUAGCUGCAAAUCCUUUAGCAUGUCUAGCUGACGCUGUUGUUACAGAACGAUUUCCUGAGCUGCAAUCCAAGGAUACAAGGCCAUGGUGUGUUUUUGCAGUUGCUAUGAUAAUUUCAGAAAGUGUUUGGGAUGUUUAUCGACUAUACAAAUGCCUUUUUACUGAUAAAGCUGAGACCUCCAUACAUGAUGUUACAGAUGCAAUGUAUUGUGUUGCAACAUUUUUGCUGUAUUUCAAGAAUGGUGUGGGGCUAAACCAUGGGUUGCAUUAUAGAGUUUAUCAUGCACUGUACAUGAUUGAAAAUAAUCUUCCUAGUGAACCACUUAAAAAGUCGUUGAAAAUUAUGAAAGGUUUACCUGGACAGCAAAGUAUCCAUAGUUACAGUGAAUCUUCCUCCAAGACCAAUCUGACUUAUGAACAGCUGAGGAUACUGAACCAUCGUUUUCAUCCAAAUCAGAUAAUCAAAAUUGUUGCUCUAGCAGGUACUGGGAAAACUACUACAUUGUUACAUUUUGCAAGAUUAUAUCCUCAAGUUCGAUAUUUGAAUGUUAUGUUUAAUAAAGCCAUUUGUGAGGAGGCGAAGUCCCAAUUUCCACCAAAUGUGAAGUGCAAAACCGCUCAUUCAUUAGCUUACAAAGUGUAUGGCAGUCUGUUGAAACACAAGUUAGUUACAAGGAUGCGCCCUCAUGAUCUUGUCACAUUGUUAAAAUAUCAUGCUUCAUCAACUAUCCAAGUCCAUUCAUAUGCUAAACUUGUUUUGUAUACAUUAGAAAAUUUUACUGUUUCUGCUGAUCCUGAAAUCAAUAAAAGCCAUGUACCUUUCCACCACAGAGAUGUUGAUAAAAGAUUGGUUUCUGAACUAGAUAGAGAAAAAGUAUUUAAAGAUGCUGUUGAGAUUUGGAAGAAGAUGAUUAAUAAGGAUGAUACCUCUGUUAAAAUAACUCACGAUGUGUAUCUCAAGCUUUAUCAGUUGAGUAAGCCUAAAUUAUCAGAAUAUAAUUGUAUUAUGGUUGAUGAAGCUCAGGAUUGCAAUCCAGCAAUGCUAGAUGUUGUAUUAAGUCAGAAAUUGCCUGUCAUACUUGUUGGGGACCCAAAUCAGCAAAUUUAUGGUUUCCGUGGUGCAAACAAUGCCCUACAAAGUGUGUCUGCUACACACACCUACUAUUUGACAAAAUCUUUUAGAUUUGGUCCGGAAAUUGCUUACAUUGCAUCCUGUUGCUUGGAAGUUUUGAAGUUGAAUUCUCAUGAAACUCUUGUGGGAAGUGAAAAGACAUCAUACACUGAUGGUAGAGUUAUUGGACAGUAUGCAAUAAUAUCACGCACAAAUGUUACACUGUUUAAUGAAGCUGUUAGAAUAUGUUGUCUGCAAAACAGGAAGAGAUAUGAGCCUGCAGUCAUUCAUGGUGCAUUUGCUGGAGGCAUUAGAGGUUAUGGUUUUGAUCAGAUUAUCGAUAUUUAUAACUUGAGAGCAAAUUCUAGAACACACUCAAAAUUUCCUGUAAAAGACAAGUUCAUCUCCAGGUUCAAAACAUUUGCUGAUUUAAAUAACUAUGCCAAGAACGCAGACGAUCCUGAUCUUCUUGCUAAAAUUGAGCUUAUCAAUGCGCAUGAUUACAAAAUUGUGGAUUACAUUAAGACCAUAAAAGAAAAAUGCAGUCAUCCUAUAGAACUUGCCAGUAUUGUUUUCUCUACUGCUCACAAAGCCAAAGGUUUAGAAUUUGAUACUGUUUCUCUGACAGAUGAUUACCAAAUUGGAAAAGUGCCUGUUGAUAUAAAUAAUCCAGCAUGGUCUGAAGAAACUAGUGUAUUGUAUGUUGCUCUAACUCGAGCCAAAAAAUCUCUACUGCUUCCUGAAAAGUUGCUUAAAGUUCUUCAUAUAGCUCAGGAAAAGUUUGAGUAUCCUGUAUCAUCAAAAAGUGUUUUGCAAUCUGAACCAUCAUUAAAAUGCAUCAAUUGUCAAGAAGACUUUGUACCUCAUACUACUCUGGUUCUAAAGCGUCGACAAAAUCUUUUGUCUAGCAAUCGUCAAAUUAAAGGUGGCGCCUUAUGCAUGAAAUGUGGUACAGAACCUUCAACUAGACCAGAAAUAAGAGUGGAAAUGGUAGUCAUGUAUUUGGACCGAACAAAUGACUUUCAUCAUCAGAGCAUGUCCGCUCUAAUUGGUCCUUUGCCUGGUGAUCCGCCAAUUAACCGUAGUGUUGAAGUUUUCAAUGACAUGGAUAUUGUGUAUGUUAUCAAUGUGAAUGUGUAAAUAAUUCCAAAUUUGAUGUGUAUUGAGGGUUGGUUUUCUUCUGUAACCUAUGUGAUGAUUUCUUCUAAAAAUUUGAGAAGAAGUUGUGUAAAGUGUAUAUUCACUUCUUCUAUCAUGCAUCUUGUAACUUUACAAAGUUCCAAUAAAGUCACUUGUAUGCUGUUCAAUUUUCUCAGCAUAACUGAAGUUCUUUUUUCGUUUUUUAGCAUGUCCUUUGUAUUUAUCUAAUCAAAAUAUCAUAUUUUGAUAUUUUGAACUCUUGCUUUUUUUAUUUUCAAGUAAUACAUGCUUUUUGCCCUGUUAGUGCUGCAUAACUUAAUUUUCUAUUUACAACCUGGUUGGAGUUCCAUGACUAACUCAUAAAGGGAAAGGGGGGGGGGUAUUUUAAAAAAUAAUGAAUGAUACAAAUGUAAAAUUAAACUAUGGAGUCAUUAUUUAUUUACAUAUGUAAAAAAUAACUGUCGAUGUUGUUUUCUUUCUAUGAAUUCUUCCUUUUUUCCCCACUUGGGCACAAUAAUACACUUUGGAUCUAACAUGUUAUAUUUUAAUUUUUCACUAAACAUUUGUAAAUUUUAUGAAAUGAUACUUUUACUAAUAUGUUAUUCCUUAUCAUUUGUUCUCUCUAUUUAUUUCAACUUCAUUUACAUUGAUACUUUGAAAAUUUAUGGCUGUAUUUGUUUAUCAAUUUGACUUCUGCAUUUAAUAAAUUAUUUAUUAGCUAUGAAGUUCAUAAAUUUAUUUUCUAUAGUUCGGGACAACAAAUUAUUCUGCAUAUUUGUUGAUUUUUCUGUAAAUGCCUUUUUUUUUUAAAUCACAAAAGCAUGUAACAUACUUGAUACAGAUGCAUUACAUUUCCACUUUUUAAAUAAAAAACUUCUUCUUUUAUCGAAGUUAAGUGAGUAAGAAUUAGUUCAUAUAUUCCUAAGAGAAGAAUCUGGGGCCAUUCUGUUCAGACAAUUUGUGAUAUCUCUUCAGAAAACUUUGAAAAGUCAUCAACAUCAAACUGCCAAAAGAAGUUUUUCUUGAUGUCUAAAAAAAAUUCUCGUAACAAACUGUGUUUUGUAUCUAUGGGAGUAUUUACAAGUAUUAUCUGCUUCACAUAUGAAUUCCUCUUUCCUUUUUCUUUUUUUCCCCUGAUUAUUCUUCUUGCUCUUUCGAAAACAGUUCUUUGCUUUGCAUUUUCAUCUAAUUUCUUCCGUUUGAAGAUCAGCUUUUUUUCUGGAAUAAAUUGUAGCUUUGCAUGUUAAUCUUCCUUCUUAACUUAAAAUUGUUAUGGGGGAAUUUCUCCCUUCCUAUAAAAUGCUAGUAGGUUUUUUAAUGUGAAUGCUUUACAAAUAUGGAUGAGUUUUUUUUUCCUUUUCAAAUUUUGAAAUGUCUAGCAGAUUCAUGCUCAACAAAUAGUGUACAGAAGAGACCAUUUGAAUGCUCCAGAAGUAUUGCUUAUGUAGAUAUGUAUUAUUCUUUUUCUACAUAAAAGUUUUUAUUGAAUGUAUGCAUGUUUAUAUAUAUAUAUUAUGGGACCAUUGCCUUAAUUACAUGAUUUUCUUUCUCGUUUUGUACUUUAAAAUGUAAAUAUUUGAAUUAAACAUUCAUUUUGAAAAUUUCUAGCAUACUAUGUAAAACAGUUUUCUGUUUAAGGAGCAUGUAAU
Messenger RNA from Uloborus diversus, 4075 nucleotides. Its product is annotated as F-box DNA helicase 1-like. Gene Ontology annotation, molecular function: ATP binding; hydrolase activity; DNA binding. The record is from RefSeq and is a predicted model, not a curated record. Bases 15 to 2426 code for a protein of 803 amino acids. Gene Ontology annotation, cellular component: nucleus. Lineage: Eukaryota; Metazoa; Arthropoda; Arachnida; Araneae; Uloboridae. The transcript is spliced from 18 exons. Gene Ontology annotation, biological process: replication fork processing; double-strand break repair via homologous recombination.